Molecule: messenger RNA, 2841 nt
Organism: Haemorhous mexicanus (house finch)
Lineage: Eukaryota; Metazoa; Chordata; Aves; Passeriformes; Fringillidae
Gene: ZNF362
Product: zinc finger protein 362
Exons: 9
Coding region: 374-1585 (403 amino acids)
Biological process (GO): negative regulation of transcription by RNA polymerase II; central nervous system development
Cellular component (GO): nucleus
Molecular function (GO): RNA polymerase II cis-regulatory region sequence-specific DNA binding; DNA-binding transcription repressor activity, RNA polymerase II-specific
Source: RefSeq, a predicted model, not a curated record
CUUUUGUUCCUCCGCUGUGGGAUCUCGCGCGCCGGGGGCUGGCGGGGGGUUCGGGGUGUGUGAAGUUGUCCUCCUCCUUGUCCCCCCGUAGAAAAACGCCCCACGUGCAGCACCCGGUCUCAGCUAGAGCUGGAGAUGGACGCGGAUAAGGGGAAGCAACGCCAGUACUCGCAGAGGCGAGACAGAGAGGGCUGCCAAGGUAGAGGCGUUCCCUAGAGAACUGUAGCUUGACUUAGCGGCAGUUGGGUAGGAAGUUGGAAGGCUCUAGUGAGCUCGUGCCCACCCGUGCCAUCAUCUACCUCCCAUCAAUCUGGAGCCUCAGCGACACGUCUCCCCAGGCAGCUGCGCCCACCUGGCUCCAGAGGCCACCCUGAUGGCGGAGCCUCGCUUCAACAACCCCUACUUCUGGCCACCCCCCCCCGCCAUGCCCAGCCAGCUGGACAACCUGGUCCUGAUCAACAAAAUCAAGGAGCAGUUGAUGGCGGAGAAGAUCCGCCCCCCACACCUGCCUCCCACCUCGGUGGCCUCGCAGCAGCCCCUCCUGGUGCCCCCCUCGCCCGCUGAGAGCAGCCAGUCCAUCAUGUCCCUGCCAAAGCUGCAGCAGGUGCCGGGGCUGCACCCCCAGGCCGUGCCCCAGCCUGACGUGGCCCUGCACGCCCGGCCGGCCACCAGCACCGUCACAGGGUUGGGGCUGGCAUCCCGUGCACCGGCCGUCAGCACCUCGGAAUCCAGCCCGGGAACAGGGACCACCACCCCCUCGACGCCCACCUCCACCAGUCAGAGCCGCCUCAUCGCCUCCUCGCCCACCCUAAUCUCAGGAAUCACCAGCCCCCCACUCCUUGACUCCAUCAAGACAAUCCAGGGCCACGGCUUGCUGGGAGCGCCCAAGGCUGAGCGGGGCCGGAAGAAGAUCAAGGCGGAAAACCCCUCGGGACCGCCGGUGCUGGUGGUGCCCUACCCCAUCCUGGCCUCAGGGGAGACGGCCAAAGAGGGGAAGACGUACAGGUGUAAGGUCUGCCCCUUGACGUUCUUCACCAAGUCGGAGAUGCAGAUCCACUCCAAGUCGCACACAGAGGCCAAGCCCCACAAGUGCCCCCACUGCUCCAAGUCCUUCGCCAAUGCCUCCUACCUGGCCCAGCACCUGCGCAUCCACCUGGGCGUCAAACCCUACCACUGCUCCUACUGUGAGAAGUCCUUCCGCCAGCUCUCCCACCUCCAGCAGCACACCCGAAUCCACACCGGCGACAGACCCUACAAGUGCCCGCACCCCGGCUGCGAGAAGGCCUUCACCCAGCUCUCCAACCUCCAGUCCCACCAGCGCCAGCACAACAAGGACAAGCCCUACAAGUGCCCCAACUGCUACCGGGCGUACACGGACUCGGCCUCGCUGCAGAUCCACCUGUCUGCACACGCCAUCAAGCACGCCAAGGCCUAUUGCUGCAGCAUGUGCGGCCGUGCCUACACCUCGGAGACCUAUCUGAUGAAGCACAUGUCCAAACACACGGUGGUGGAGCACCUGGUCAGCCAGCACUCGCCGCAGCGGACGGAGUCACCCGGCAUUCCCGUACGGAUCUCCCUCAUCUAAGCGGGGAGGGGACAGGACCCCCCCAGCAUGAGGAGGAGGAAGAGGAGAAGGAGAAGGAGGAGGAGGAGGAGGAGGAGGAGGAGGAGACCCCCAGCGCCGCGGGCCGCGCCCGGGCCGUGCUCCUGCCCGGCUCCCGCAGGUUUGGUGACAUCCAAAGACGGUUUCAGAGCACUUUGAAUCUCUGCGGUUUGGUUUUCUUUGGGGGGGCAGUGGGGUUGGGGGUGUCCCCCCUGCCAGGCCCCACCCCCCAUUUUUGGAUACAAAUAUAUAUAUAUAUAUAUUUAUUGGCCAAGAACUUGGUGCUGCUAAAAAGACCAGAAAUUCACCCCAAAAACGAACCGUGGAUGGAGCAAAAAGCAGCUGGGGGGGGGGGGAAGUCCCACCACCCCCCACCCCCCCACAGACUCUGGGCCCAAGCGCCUCCAUUUGGGGUUGAUUUUUAACCAUUUUGGGGGUUUUUUGUGUUCUUUUGGGGUCCCUUUCGAGGGCGAAGCCGCGGGCAGAGCUGUUCCCCUGGUGACAGCCCCCCCAUUCCGCAACCCCAGUUUUGGGGGGUUCGGGGGUCCCCCUGCUUUGCCUUGUGCCUGCCUGUACAUACCCCCUGUAUAGAGCCGGGGGGCACUCCCCCCAAACUCAUCUAUAUUCUGUACUUUUUGGUUCAUUUUGGAUAUUAACUGUGUUAUUUUUUAUACACUUUUUAAGCCUUAACUCAGCGUUUCUUUGGGGUUUUUUGUUGUUUUUUUUUCAGGGUGUUUUAUUUACCUUUUAUUAAUUUUUAACCCCUCUGUUAUUUUUUACCCCCCCUAUUAUUUUUACCCCCUGUCCCCUUAUUUUUUACCCCCCAUUAUUUCUCCCCUCAAUGUUGUACGAUAUCAAUAUUGUAACCUUUUUUGUCAGCAUGUUAAUACUGUGUAAAUAUGCCUCUUAUACACUUAGCCCCCCCCUUUUUUCUCCCCUUCCCCCAAAUUUUGGGGCUUUUUUAUUUUCCUCGCUGCCCAGCCAGGCCAGGCCUCCCUAGAGCUAGUUGGUACCUUAUUAAAAAAGGGAAAAAAAAAAAAAAAAGAAAAAAGAGGAGAAAAUGGACAAAAAGUUGCCCCUGUCCCUGUUGUUGCCACCCCCCAUCCUGCAUUGUGGUUCCUGGAGAAGCUGGGCGGGCCACGGCCUCACAGUGUGGAAAAGGAAUGAAACCCCCCAGCCCAGCCCCUUUCCAAAAAAAGAGAAUAAAAGAGAACAAAAAAAAAAAAAAAAAAAAAGAA